Molecule: messenger RNA, 909 nt
Organism: Pipistrellus nathusii (Nathusius's pipistrelle)
Lineage: Eukaryota; Metazoa; Chordata; Mammalia; Chiroptera; Vespertilionidae
Source: the annotation of a GenBank genome assembly
AUGGCGCGCCGGUGCGGCUCGCCGCCGCCGCCCGAGCCGCUGCUGCAGGUGAAGGUGGUGGGGGUCUUCAAGAGCACCGCCUUCCAGAUGGCGAAGAGCACCGCGGAGUGUCUGAAGACUAAUUUUCCAUCCAAAUUUGAUGAUCCUAUAAUGGUUCCUCUUCAAGAAUUUGCAUGGGAUCAAUAUCUACAGAGGAAAAAAAGGGAACUUAGGAAUGAAGUCUGGGAAUAUUCUUCCAAUGUCAUGUGUUUCAUUAAUGAUCAGCUGCUGGGUGAUGUACUUGAACUUCAGAAAUGGGCCCAUAAGGUGUGGAAUAUGAUUGACUUUAAGCCCCCUGCACUUUAUGAGGCACUUACUGUGGACUUUUCUACUAAAUUAUUAAGCGACACCAAGCAUGAUUUUGUGUUCUUGAAUGUUUCUAUUGAUUCUAAUCCAAUUGGAAGAUUGGUUUUUGAGCUAUACUGUGAUAAAUGUCCCAAAACAUGUAAAAAUUUUCAGGCCUUGUGCACAGGAAAAGCAGGGUUUUCUCAAAGUGGCAUCAAACUACAUUAUGUUGGUUCAAUUUUUCAUCGAAUAGUAAAGAAUGCUUGGGUACAAGGAGGAGAUAUAGAGGCUGGAAAAGGAGAUGGUGGAGAGUCAAUUUAUGGACCAACAUUUGAAGAUGAAGGCUUUUCAGUUCCUCAUAAUAAAAGGGGAGUUCUUGGAAUGGUCAACAAAGGCCGUCACAGCAAUGGUUCACAGUUCUACAUCACGCUACAAUCAGCUCCCUAUCUAGAUAAAAAAUAUGUGGCUUUUGGGCAACUGAUUGAAGGAACAGACGUUCUUCAACAACUAGAAUUGGUUCCAACAGAGAAUGAAAGACCAAUACAACCAUGUACAAUUAUCGACAGUGGAAAUUUUUAUGCUUGA